AUGGAGCAGCCAUCCUCAAGCUCCAAAGUCACAGUUGAGUACUUUGAUCCCUAUGGGGUAUUCCAGCUACUAUCUCCGGGCCUCCUCCCCCGAUUGCCUCUGCGAAACCUGCACUGGGAAUCCCACGCUGGACCUCUGCGAUCAAUAUCGUCGCUUCAUGUAGAUCUUGUCCCAUCUGCCCAGAGCCCGCCCUCAUUUGUGUCGACUGAAAAUGCGUCUGCGAGUACGUCAAGUCUUGCGAGAGUCAAGAGUCAAGACUCUACUGCGAGUGGGGAUGACGGCUUCCGAACACAAGCGCUGGGAGCUCAGGCGGUAGCUGAAAGGCCAGAGUCUUUAUCUGGACCCCCUAAAGCAGCUGCGAAAGAACGGAGACACCAGAUCCCAGGAUUGCGGCAAACACCAUAUUUAAAGAUUUUAUUUUUACGAUGCGAUGAUAAUGAUACAUACAAGGCGCAGGCACGGCGUCAGGUUCGAGAGUGGGUUAAGGAAAACACACCGCCAACUCAAAGCACAACUAAGGUCACUGCUCAAGAGAACCACGAUGCAUAUGAAUGGCUGGUAGUCCAUGUCAUUGUGCCAAAUACUGCUGCUGCGACUCAGCCGAGGACGAGUGGGAAGGGGGUCGAAGGAAGCUCAGGUUCAAGCUCAGAGAAAUCCACAGCGCGUUGGAGGGGUGGAGGAUCAUCUACCAUACUGGAAAAGUUACGAGCCGACUUCAAUGGUUCUUCCAAAUCUGCCGUCGAUCGUAUUGCCCAAAUACGUAUCGGGAUCAAUGAUGUCCCGUAUGACAUGCUCCCAAGAGUCGUUCCUGCAAUACCUGGUUCAUAUUCCGAGACACCACAGGAGAAUGAAAAUGCCUGGCUGGACCUCAUAGCGAAGUUGAAGUUCCAAAUACUCACAUCCUUUGAUAUGCGCGUUACCCAGUAUGAAGAAGAUAUCCGAGAGAAGGACGCCCAGAGAUCACUACCAGGAUGGAAUUUCUGUACUUUUUUUGUAUUGAAAGAAGGUCUGGCGAGAGGUUUUGAAAGCGUAGGCCUAGUUGAAGAUGCCCUUGUUGGAUAUGACGAACUUGCUGUCGGUCUUGAUCUCAUUGUGAGAGAACAAUCUAUCACUGAAACGGGUGCUCAACAUGGCGGAUCAUUUUUACCCUACACAGAAGAUCUGAAACGCAGAGCUGAAAGGGCAAGAGUUGCCAUCCUGAGGGAUACUGGAGCAGACGAGAAUGUGGAAUCAGAUGAUCCAAUUGAUAUGCAAUCAGUGGCAGUUUCAUCAGAUCAUGAGCGGAGCGAGAUCCCCCUGAACGCAACGAGGAAACGCUACAGGGAGCUCAUACUCGCAAAUGAUAUUUCAAUUUUUGACUUUCGUUGCUAUAUAUUUGCACGACAACUCACUCUUCUACUUCGACUUGCGAAUGCUUCUUCAUCCCAAGAAGAGCUUCUCGCAAAACUCAAAGAGCAGCGAGAAUCGAGCCUGCAGGGUGUUGCUGCUCGACUCCCUACAUCGCAGGCAUCGGAGGAUGCAGAAAGCUUGUCUGUUCUUGGGGAAGUUUGUCGAAGGUCUAUGGACUUCAUGGCAUCCAUCUCACAAAUUAUGCGGGAUGAUAUCUGGCAAUCCUGGCAAGCUGGACAACAAGCAGGAGAAGGGAGUCUUCCUACCUUGGAAGACCCGAUCAUGACCCGAGUUAUGGACAACAUGGUGUCUUCAUUCACAUUUGCUACUGCCCAGCAAAUUCUUGCUCAGACAUCAACAAAGGCAUUACCUAUUCCGCCGUCCACGCUGGCGCCCCCAAGUGGCACCCCCGGGGCAGAUGGGCAAGAGCCCAAAGCAGCAAUUCCAGAACCUAAGACGAUGAUGCAUCCUGCUAGAAGCAGUUCUCUUGCUUUGCGGUCAAGAUCUCGAGAACCUCCAAGUCCGGGUAAGUUUCCUGGUAUGAGAAGAUCCAGUGUUCCGGAACACGGAGCGGCUGCAUCGCCGUUUCUCAAGGCUGGUCUGGAAGAGCUCGCUGGCCAUAGAGCCGAGCUUUACCUAUUGUCAAGAAGUAUUCUGGUACGAAUUGCCAAGGAUCACGGGUGGAGCGUUGGUUGGGAAGAGAUGUCACACCUUGAGGGAGCAGAUGUGGGGGAGAUGCAGGAAGUUGAUCUCAACGAAGAGACAGCGGAUGCUCAACGCCUACUGGUACCUUCACCAUCUCUUCAUGGAAUUGAUAGCAAGCUGCUCCUUACUGCCCUUGACAAUAAGGAGGACUUCUACCGUCUCUACGAGACGUUCACAGACAAGGCACUUCGCCAUUAUACCGUCGCCAAUCAUAUUCAGUCAGUUCAAGGCAGCAUGGCUGACCUAGCUGUUCUCAAGUAUCAUCUUACCGACUUCGCUGCCGCUGCUUCAUACUUCUAUCGUAUGAAACCGUUCUAUCGCGAGAGCGGAUGGGCACAAGUUGAACUGUCGAUGCUCGUGAUGUACGCAAGGUGCCUCAAGGAGUUGAGUCGUAAGGAAGAGUACGUGAAAGUCGUGCUGGAGUUGCUUUCAAAAUCUGCCUUAGUGGAAAACGCUAGACUUCAGAGAAAUUCUGUAUUAAAGUUUGGUCGUGGGGCCAGUCUCAGUCCAGAGAUGGCUCCGAUACAAAAUUACAUUCCUGAGCUGUUGGAAAUUACCAAAGGACUACAGCAUGAAGUUCGUGUUCCUUUGGAACACUUUUUUGGCAAUAUUGAGGUCGAUGGAACUGUCCGGUACAGUUCUGAAAAUGACAGUUUCAGCUUGGAGGUUCGACUUCAAUAUCUUCUGGCUGACGAUAUGCCUAUCGACAGAGCUAGAGUGCGUAUUACACCUCUUACGGGAGACAUGAAUAGAGAGAUAUGGCUCGAAUCCGUUACGUCCAUGGUAUUCAAGAAAGGUGUAGCAAAAUUUGUUAUCCAUAGUAAUGUAACUGUACCUGGUGUAUACCUUGUCAGCCACAUUACCCUCGAAACCAACAAUAUCAUUUUGGAUUAUGAUCACAGUACCUCAGGGCUCUCCUCGCCAAAGGAGAGCACUUAUUUCAAGUGCCCAAAGCUUCUUGUUUACCAUAGACCAGAAGCGUUCGAUGUCCAACUGUACUCAUCAAGGUAUAUGCACCUCGACCGGAAUCGUUCUCUCGAGAUUGUUCUCUCGUCUGGCUGGAACACUUUAGAAUAUGGUGAACUACACGUUCGGGCCGCCACAGCAGGGUUGAGAGUCCAGACCAGCGAAGCCACAAUUUUAUCGGAUUCUCUUGAGCUUUCCAAAAAAGCAGAAGCUGGCGUUGUUCGGUUCGGAGCCAUGGGUUCGCAAUCAAGCGCAAGGAUCGUGAUGCCAUUCAGCCUUGAGCACGAGGUCAAUGACAUUUCUCUCAAGUUGGAAAUAUCAUACACAACUGAUAAAGGAACUUUCUUCUUCGCUACAACAGCAUCGGUAUCUAUCAUGCUCCCUCUCGGCGUGAAUGUCCAGGACGUCUUCAAGCACAGAGCUCUGUUCUCUAAGUUCACAAUUUCAUCUUCCACAGCUAGCCCUCUACGUCUUCUUGGCUCCAAGUUGGAAAGCUCCGAGGUCUUUGAUACUCAUAGCGGACUCACGAUUUCCAGCCCUCUGGUGGUUUUCCCGCGCCAACCUGCGUCAAUACUGUACAAGAUUACGAAAUCCGCACCUAUUGAAACCGCACGCCCAACUUCACGAAGAGGACGAAAAACAACAUUGUCUCUUGUUCUGAACUAUAUCUGUCUGGAAGAAGAAAUCGAGGAUGCCCUGACCAUGAAUCUCAAACAUAUUCUGACUAAUGGCCCGUGGCACCAGUACGUUCGACUUAUUGUGCCCAUUGUGCUUCGUGAACUGCGAAUACGUGUGUCAGCUUACGACCUUGAACGAACUGCGGUUCUCAGCGAGUUUUCAACCUCGAUCAUCUCCUCCGUUAGAUGGCGCGAUCAGUUUGCUGGUCUUGGUCGUAGUAUCGAGCAGAAUCAAGAUAUAGGUAAUCUCAUCGAGGAAUGCCUUCAAGGAUGGAUACAACAAACACCAGUUAUACCACUGAACCCAAUAUCUCUCACAGAUGGCACUCUGGGCAAAAGUCGAUCAAUCAUCAUACCUGUCGACGUGCCAUCUGUGUCAGUUGUGUGCACAGCCGACCUGAAAAUUCUCAAGCCACUCUCUGUCCCUUCCGAUACCAUUAUUGCUGGUUGUAACCAACCUUUGUCGGCAUCCUUAGCAGUCAAGUGCACAAGAAUAUGGGACACGUCACCGGACUCAGAACAUGAUGCCGGCGAGGACGAUGAUAUGGAGUUCUUCUACGAAGUGUCAGGAGCUACUGAUACCUGGAUCAUUGGCGGCAAACGGAAGGGCCACUUCAGAGUACCAAGAAAGUCUUCAGCGCUGGAAGGCAAAUACAAUGUAGCAUUUCCAGUUGUACUUAUUCCUCUUCGUGAAGGGUUUAUACCCUUCCCGAAUGUGGAUAUCAAGUCCAGUCCUAGGCUUCAUAGCUCAGUUGAAGUCAACGGCAGUCCAGCCAAAAAGACUAUUCCAGUCAGCUGCGAGACGGACUACAAAAAUGCUGGAGAGACUAUCAGAGCCAUCACUGAUGCUCUAAAGACAACUGUUAGUUUAGAUGCCAGCGGUCCACAAGGCGGCGCGUGGCUUCUUGAGAGCGAAAGACGGGAUUGGGGAAAUGAGAAAGUUAUUCUGCGCUGA
Messenger RNA from Cadophora gregata, 4692 nucleotides. RefSeq lists its product as uncharacterized. NCBI's taxonomy places the organism in Eukaryota, Fungi, Ascomycota, Leotiomycetes, Helotiales, Ploettnerulaceae. Gene Ontology annotation, cellular component: TRAPPII protein complex. Gene Ontology annotation, biological process: intra-Golgi vesicle-mediated transport; early endosome to Golgi transport. The transcript is spliced from 3 exons. The record is from RefSeq and is a predicted model, not a curated record. The coding region runs from base 1 to 4692 and encodes 1563 amino acids.